UCUCAGUUUCUCUCGUUCGUUUGUCGUGAUCAGUUGCAGAAGUUAGGUGCUUGCCCGUGCGGGUUUGUUCCGCGUUCGUCCUCUGUUGUGUUGUGCUAGUGUUUGUUCAUUGAAUAAAAAAUUAGAAAAGAAAACCCUGAUCGGAGGAGAGCAGUAUCUUCCUUCUGUGUUUCCGUGCGUGUGUGUUUCUCAGUUGCUGAUUUCGGUUUGGUUCCCUGUGCGCGUUGAGAAAAAUAACAAUAAAGUCCAUAAAAGACCAUCGAAACAAAUUGGUUGGAUACUGGAUUGGUUCGCCAAGCCAAAAAGCUACAAAAAAAAAACCUGAAUAUUAGUACAAAAAUCACACGACAACUUUCAAAAUGCCUGUGUUUCAUACGAAAACCAUCGAGAACAUCUUGGAGCCGGUCGCACAACAGGUCUCCCGACUAGUGAUACUGCACGAAGAAGCCGAAGAUGGCAACGCUAUGCCUGAUCUCAGCCGACCAGUACAGGCCGUCUCGUUGGCCGUUACCAAUCUGGUCAAGGUGGGCCGAGAAACGAUUCACAAUUCGGACGAUGACAUACUGAAGCAGGAUAUGCCCUCGUCGUUGGCUCGGGUUGAAAAUGCCGCUCAGUUGCUGGAGGAAGCGUCAGCAAUGCUGAGGGGUGAUCCUUUUUCCGGUCCAGCACGAAAGAAGCUGAUCGAAGGUUCCAGAGGCAUUCUGCAGGGUACUUCGUCACUGUUGCUGUGCUUUGAUGAGUCCGAAGUGCGGAAAAUUAUCCGAGAGUGCAAAAGAGUGCUGGACUAUUUGGCUGUUUCGGAAGUGAUCGAUACGAUGGAAGAUUUAGUGCAGUUUCUGAAAGAUUUAAGUCCGUGUCUGAGCAAGGUAUCGAGAGAGGUGGGCGCUAGGGAGAAGGAAUUAACGCAUCAGGUUCACAGUGAAAUUUUGGUGCGCUGUUUAGAGCAAGUGAAAAUUUUGGCACCGAUACUAAUCUGCAGCAUGAAGGUGUUUAUUUUGAUUGCUGAGCAAAGUGGCAAAGGUUCGGACGAAGCCGCCGAGAACCGGAACUAUUUAGCUUCACGAAUGAGUGAAGAGAUUCAAGAGAUUAUCAGAGUGUUGCAACUGACAACCUACGACGAGGAUCAAAGCGAACUGGACAAUCUAACAGUGUUGAAGAAGAUUCACAACGCUAUCAACAAUAAAAUGGAAGCUGCCAACGAUUGGUUGAGAAAUCCGUACGCCUUGAGAGGUGGAGUGGGGGAAAAGGCUUUGCGACAGAUUGUAGAUAAUGGACUUAAGGUGGCUGACCGUUGUUUGCCUCAAGAUUCGCAUAUAAUUAGGAAACUAGCCGGCGAUAUAACCGCAAUGACUAACACUUUGUGCGAUUUGAGACAGGAUGGCAAAGGCACAACACCGCAGGCGGAUUCGAUUGCUCGAGACAUUCGCGAUAAGUUGGGAAAUCUAGAACAAUCCGUUCUGAACGCCAUCAUGGGCGUCGACAAAGCAGGUCUCCAGCAGACCGCUCACACUGUCCAGGGGCGUUUGGAGCAAGCUUGCCGAUGGCUGCAAAAUCCUAGCCAGGAUGAUCGUGGGCUUGGUCAGCGAGCAAUUGCGUUGAUUGUCGAUGAGGGCCGUAAAGUUGCCGAAGGACUGGCUGGUCAUCAAAAAGCGGAAGUUAUGCAACUGUGCGAUGAAGUCGAACAACUUUCCCACGAUUUUUCACAGCUCUGUUCGAACGGAUUAGGUCAUACUGCUCAGGCUCAGGAAGUUGCGCGUCGUCUGAACGAAAAGCUACACGGAUUGAAGAAGCAAAUUCAAGAUGCCGUUGUUAAUCGGGUGGUUGAGGAUUUCAUCGAUAUAUCAUCGCCUUUGAAACAAUUCAUGGAAGCAGUGGCCUUGCCAGAAGGAACGCCCGGCAGGGACCAGAAUUUCAAUCAAAAAUCUAACAAACUACAAACAUUUAGCGAUCGUGCGUCAAAGACGAGCCGAAUGGUUGCCGCUGGUGGUUCCGGUGGCAAUAAAAAACUGGCGGAAGUUCUGCUUUCAUCAGCAUCUCAGAUUGAUAGCUUAACUCCCCAGCUGAUCUCAGCCGGUCGUAUCCGAAUGAAUUAUCCUACCAGCAAAGCUGCUGAAGAACAUCUCAAUAACCUGAAGCAACAGUACGCCGAUACAAUUUUACGGAUGCGAAAUCUUUGCGAUCAGGCCACUGAUCCUUCCGAUUUCAUAGAAGCUUCUGAAAAGCAAAUGCAGAAACAUUCGAUUCUCUGCGACGAUGCAAUCCGCACAAGACAACCGCAAAAAAUGGUCGACAACACAUCAAGUGAGGCCCGGCUGGCCAACCGAGUUCUGUUAGUUGCCAAACAGGAAGCGGACAAUUCCGAAGAUCCGGAAUUCAUUGCUAAAGUCAACGACGCAUCUGAUCGGCUCCAGCGGUCCAUUUCACCGAUGGUACAGGAAGCGAAGAAUGUUUCAACCAACAUCGCGGAUCCGAUUCAUGCUUCAAAUUGGCGAGAAGCCAAUAAACAGUUGCUCCAAAAUGUACGCAACAUUCGAAGUGCCAUCAACAACGUCCCAGAGGUUCCCGAAAUGCCGGAUAUAUCGGCUCUCCACGUGAACCAACAGCAUCAGGAGGCUGCUCCUCCACGUCCACCACUACCAAGAGAAAAUAUUCCUCCGGUGCGUCCACCUCCACCGGAAACUGAUGACGAGGAUGAACUUUUCCAGGGAAUGCCAAACGCGAACCAACCGAUCCUGAUGGCUGCCCACGGUCUGCACCAGGAGGUACGCCAGUGGUCUUCGAAGGACAACGAAAUCAUUGCCGCAGCGAAACGGAUGGCUGUCCUCAUGGCACGUCUGUCCGAGCUGGUCCGUGCUGAUUCGAAGGGUAGCAAACGGGAGCUGAUAGCGACUGCGAAAAAAAUUGCCGAAGCAUCCGAGGAUGUGACGCGGCUGGCCAAGAUACUGGCUCGGCAAUGCACGGAUAAGCGCAUCCGAACCAAUCUGCUGCAGGUGUGCGAACGAAUACCGACCAUCGGUACACAGCUGAAAAUUCUGUCCACCGUCAAGGCCACUAUGCUGGGGGCUCAGGGAUCGGAUGAGGACCGCGAGGCUACCGAUAUGCUGGUUGGCAACGCACAGAACCUGAUGCAGAGCGUCAAGGAAACGGUCCGCGCGGCCGAGGGCGCCAGCAUUAAGAUCCGUUCCGAUCAAAUCAAUCACCGCCUGCGUUGGGUGCGCCGACAGCCAUGGUAUCAGUACUAAAACAAAACAGAAAAAUCGCCAUCCACAGCACAGCACAAUCCUCUUCGUCGCCUUCGGUGAAGAAUUCGACGCGGAACUGGAACGAAUGCUUACUAGCUUGUAACUUUUUUGUGCAGCAAUGUCCCACACAAACACAUACACAUACACACACACACGCAUAGCCAUUCAUACAUGCACUUACACCGACACAACGAUUGGGAUGUGCUCAUUUUCUACGUAAAGAUAGUCGUAGUUUGUAAGAACGAGAUAUGACAGCGAUGUUUUACUUUGUAUUUAUUAACUAUUAACAUUUUAUUGUUCAACCAUAUAUAUCUUCGUAGAUAUUUUAACAUGUUUAUAACUUUUAAACUCACAUUUGUGAACAGUGAAAUUAUGAUGAAGGCAAAACAGUUUUGUCGAAUAGUGUCUCAUUUUCAGGAAACGGAAACAAGGAAUUUAAUAAAAGUAAAAAAACGAAAAGUAUUUAGAAAUAAUUAGAAAAAAAACACGUUGCCAAAAAAAUACAACAAAAGUGUUAGUAAGCAAAGCUUUUUUUUUGUUGAAUUUUGAAAAAUUUUAAAACAUCUCCGCUUACUAGUAGGUGUCAAAGUAGAAGAAAAUAGUCUAUUUUUAUCGAUGUUUUUUAACGCAAAUAACGAAACAAAUUUAACUGUAGGACCGUAAUUGAUGAUAACAGUGCUAAUACAAAUGAUUGAAGCGUGUUACGAAAAGUUUAUAAUGAUGUUUACCGACAGAAGACAUAGUUAAACAAAUCUACUACAACCAGAACCGGCCAUCGUGGCAUUCAUUUAUUCUGUUUGUAAGUGCAAUAUCGUAGCAUAACUCACACAAAAGUGCAUUGCAGAAGAAAGUAACCAAGUAUUCCUAGCAGCGACGACGUUCGGCGCAAAGAUUCUGUGCUCGAAUCGAGUCAUAACACAAUAGUACGAAUAGUAACUAACUAUCAGGUUUCACAUCCUGUCUAGCAAUAUUACAGUUUACAUAUUUUUACCUUACCUUACACAAACCUAGAGCAGCUAAUAAAGUAACCGGUCUAUUUUUGCAACAUUUUCUUUAAACAUCAGAUACAUAGCAAAACGAACAUACUUACUUAGCAUGUGUUACAAUAACAAGUGCCUAUUUAUAUUCAUUGUGAACAGUUUUUUCUUGUUCGAAUAUUUCAA
This is a messenger RNA of Malaya genurostris, 4405 nucleotides long. RefSeq names its product vinculin (gene Vinc). The transcript has 5 exons. Gene Ontology annotation, cellular component: actin cytoskeleton. The record is from RefSeq and is a predicted model, not a curated record. The coding region runs from base 360 to 3242 and encodes 960 amino acids. Gene Ontology annotation, molecular function: actin filament binding; structural molecule activity. Gene Ontology annotation, biological process: cell adhesion. Lineage: Eukaryota; Metazoa; Arthropoda; Insecta; Diptera; Culicidae.